Neltuma alba is the source of this 738-nucleotide messenger RNA. RefSeq names its product probable signal peptidase complex subunit 1. Bases 123 to 404 code for a protein of 93 amino acids. NCBI's taxonomy places the organism in Eukaryota, Viridiplantae, Streptophyta, Magnoliopsida, Fabales, Fabaceae. Gene Ontology annotation, biological process: protein targeting to ER. The record is from RefSeq and is a predicted model, not a curated record. Gene Ontology annotation, cellular component: signal peptidase complex; membrane. The transcript is spliced from 2 exons.
GGUCGGUAGCAGAUCCAUUUUUCUUCUUAGACGAACGAGCAUUCUGCACUAGGUCGAGCUCGCCGUUGGAGGCCGUCCCCCAUUGUCAGCCUUGUGUGGUUGUUCUCCGGCAAGUAUUGAAGAUGGAUUGGCAGGGGCAGAAGCUAGCAGAGCAGCUGAUGCAGAUGAUGCUGCUGGCAUUUGCUGUGAUUGCUUUUGCUACUGGAUAUAUGAUGGCUUCUUUCCAAAUGAUGAUAUUCAUAUAUGCUGGUGGUGUGGUUCUCACCACAUUGGUGACUGUACCUAAUUGGCCCUUUUUUAACCGCCAUCCUCUUAAAUGGUUGGAUCCGAGUGAGGUUGAAAAGCAUCCCAAGCCUCAGCAAUCUGUGAAUGCAAAUUUAAAGAAGAAGCCCACUAAGAAGUAGGCUCUUUUGACUUGUAUUGGUGCUAGUGUUUCAUUGAGCUCAGUUCAGUGAUUGGACAGUAUUUGGGAUUUAUGUACUAUCUUCUUCUCCACCCUCUCCCCUUCAUUGGAUGAUGCUAUACUCCUAGUCGCCAAUCAAAAUCUAGAUUUUAAUUGCUUAGAUAUCUCAUGUCUUGGUUAGCCUCUUUUUGCAUGUUCUCUUUUUUCCUUUCUCCCUCAGUCUUUUAUUACUUAAUGUAGAAAAAAGAAUGGUAGUCCUCCAACCUUUGCUAACUGAAUGAAGCUUGAUAUUGUAGGUGAUCUUAAAUCCUUCUGUUGAGAGAUUUAUGAAUUAA